This is a messenger RNA of Sander lucioperca (pikeperch), 5572 nucleotides long. It is a transcript of the gene dcc, whose product is annotated as DCC netrin 1 receptor. Gene Ontology annotation, molecular function: protein binding. Lineage: Eukaryota; Metazoa; Chordata; Actinopteri; Perciformes; Percidae. The coding region runs from base 115 to 4398 and encodes 1427 amino acids. The record is from RefSeq and is a predicted model, not a curated record. Gene Ontology annotation, cellular component: membrane. The transcript has 28 exons. Gene Ontology annotation, biological process: cell-cell adhesion.
GACACUUCCUCCUCCUCUUCCUCGUCCUCAUCCUCCUCCUCGUUUACUCUUGGAGGUUUCGUGGACUUCACUUUCACCCAGGAGCCUCAAGACACAGUGACGGUGCGAGGAGGCAUGUUGCAGCUCGAGUGCCAGGCGCAGUCCGAUGCAGUGGCAGGACCUCCCAUCAUCACAUGGCGUAAGGACGGCGUGCUGCUGAGUGCAGUGGUGGAUGAGCGGCGACAGCAGCUGGCUAACGGCUCGCUGCAGGUGCAGAAUGUUGUCCACUCGCGGCACCACCGACCUGAUGAGGGCGAAUACCAGUGCAUCGCCACACUGGACGGACUGGGGAGCAUCGUUAGCCGGACCGCCAGGGUCACUGUGGCUGGUCCGCUGAAGGUGGUCAUCCCCACCGAGUCCGUUUCCUCGUACCUGGGCGACACCGCCCUGCUGCGCUGUGAGGUCUCGGGCGACCCGACGCCCAUCAUCCGCUGGCAGAAAAACCGGGAGGACCUACCGCUGACCUUUGACCCCGACUCCCGCAUGGCAGUGCUGCCGUCGGGCUCGCUUCAGGUCAGCCGCGUCCAGCCGCCAGACUCAGCCACGUACCGCUGUCUGGCCGACAACCCCAGCAGCACCCGGACGGGGACGGACGCAGAGCUCCGAGUGCUCCCAGAGCCCGGGGUGAGCAGGAACCUCCAGUUCCUCCAGCGUCCUUCCAGAGUAACUGUUCUGCUGGGAACCGACGCCGUGCUGGAAUGUUCCGCCUCCGGAUACCCGACUCCAAGCAUCCAGUGGAGGAGAGGAGAGGAACUGAUCCAGAGCUGGAAUAAGAAGUACUCUCUGCUGGUGGGCAGCAAUCUGAUCAUCAGGAGUGUCACCGACGACGACUCUGGCAGUUAUAGCUGUACAGCGGCCAACAAGAACCACAACAUCACUGCGCACACAGAGCUGAGUGUACUAGUGCCUCCUCAGUUUCUCAACUACCCGACAAACACGUACGCCUACGAGUCCACGGACAUCGAGCUGGAGUGUGCAGUGACAGGAAACCCGCCGCCGACUGUGCGCUGGAUGAAGAACGGAGAGGAAGUCAUCCCCAGUGACUACUUCCAGAUAGUGGACGGCAGUAACCUGCAGAUUUUGGGUUUGGUGAAGUCAGACGAAGGAUUUUAUCAGUGCGUCGCCGAAAACUCAGCCGGCAGCUCGCAGGCGAUGGCUCAACUGCUGCUCCGGGAGCCAGUGUCCCCCAGCCCGGGCGUUGCCCUCCCCUCUGCCCCCCGCGACCUGGUCCCUGUCCUAGUGUCCAGCCGAUUUGUCCGACUCAGCUGGCACCCCCCCGAGGAGACCGGAGGAGCCGUGCAGACCUAUGGCAUUUAUUACUCUCAGGACGGAGUUGAGAGGGAGCGGUCAGUGAACGUGUCGGAGCCGGUGUCUCUGGAGCUGACCGUCUCGAACCUGAAACCAGAGGAGAGCUACAGCUUCAGAGUCAUCGCUUACAACGACGUGGGGCCAGGAGAGAGCUCCGCCCCCCUGAGGAUCACCACCAAACCUGACCUCCAGGUUCCCAGCAGGGUGGAGUCUGUCCAGGCUGAGGCUCUGUCUCCCACCUCAGUCCAGGUGAGCUGGGAUCCCCCCAGCCAACCAAACGGCCCCGUCCUGGGCUACAGACUGCUGUGGACUGAGAGCCCAUCGGGCAAGGAACAGAGUGUGGAGGUGAACGGACUCAACUACAAGAUGGAGGGACUCAAUAAGUUCACAGAGUACACAGUUCGAGUUCUGGCGAUCAACCGCUACGGACCCGGCGCCGCCGUAGACUCUGUCAGCGUCACCACCCAAUCAGAUGUACCCAGCGCUCCUCCCAACAACAUCACCUUAGAGGUUGUCCUGUCCAGGAGCAUCAAGGUGUCAUGGCAGCCGCCCCCGCGCAGCGCCCAGAAUGGCAUCAUCUCCGCCUACAAAAUCAAAUACAGGAAGACCGGUCGACGUGGAGACCAAGAGGCCAUCGAACCCAACAACUUCUGGUACCUGUUCACAGGUCUAGAGAAGGGCAGUCAGUACAGUUUCCAAGUAUCAGCCAUGACAGCCAAUGGAACCGGUCCGGCCAGUGACUGGUACACCGCUGAGACACCGGAGAACGACCUGGAUGAGAGUCAGGUGCCCGACCAGCCCAGCUCGCUGCACGUCAGGCCGCUGCCCAACAGCAUCAUCAUGUCCUGGACUCCGCCCCUCAGCCCAAACAUCCUGGUCCGGGGUUACAUCAUCGGCUACGGAGUGGGAAGUCCCUAUGCCGAGACGGUGCGAGUGGACAGCAAGCAGAGAUACUACUCCAUCGAAAACCUCGAGCCGAGCUCACACUAUGUGAUUUCCCUGAAGGCUUUCAAUAAUGCCGGCGAGGGAGUCCCACUGUAUGAGAGCGCUGUCACUCGAUCUCUGACAGACCCCAUAGACCCAUCUGAGGAUGACCUCUUCCACCUCUUUGAUAAAUACCCCACUCCCAUGCCAGACACCAGCACUCCCAUGAUCCCCCCGGUGGGGGUUCAAGCCGUUGCUCUGUCCUCGGACUCGGUACGCGUCUCCUGGGCCGACAACUCCAUGACCAAGAACCAGAAGGCGUCUGAAGUCCGAUACUACUCCGUCAAGUGGAAGACCAGCUACUCCACCAGUGGAAAGUACAAGUCUGCAGACACCACGGCACUCAGCCACACUGUCACCGGCCUCAAACCAAACGCCAUGUACGAGUUUGCUGUCAUGGUAACCAAGGGUCGCAAGUCCAGCACCUGGAGUAUGACAGCGCACGCCACAACGUAUGAAGCAGCUCCUAGCUCCGCCCCCAAAGAUUUGACAGUGAUCAGUCGCGAGGGACGACCCCGCGCCAUUUUGAUCAGCUGGCAGCCGCCGAUGGAGGCUAACGGACGAAUCACAGGUUACAUCCUGUACUACACGCUGGAUAAGAACAUGCCGAUAGAUGAUUGGGUGAUGGAGGCGAUCACCGGUGACCGGCUGACCCAUCAGGUGGUGGAUCUGAACCUCGACACGGUUUAUUACUUCAGGAUUCAAGCCAAGAACGCCAAAGGAGUCGGCCCUCUGUCUGAGCCUAUCCACUUCAGGACCGCCAAAGUGGAACAUCCAGACAAGAUGGCCAAUGACCAAGGUCGAGGGGGAGACCACGCCUACUGGCCGUCUGACACCAACCUAAUUGACAGGAGCAGCAUCAACGAGUCUCCCAUUGGUCAGAUGCGUCCGCCCCACGGCAGCGCCACGCCUCAGAAGAAUAGCAACCUGCUGGUCAUCAUCGUGGUUUCCGUGGGAGCCGUUACAGUGGUGGUGGUCGUCAUCGUGGCGCUGAUCUGUACGCGGCGCUCCUCGGCCCAGCAGAGGAAGAAGCGAGCGAGCCACAGCGCCAGUAAGAGGAAGGGCAGCCAGAAGGACCUGCGCCCUCCGGACCUGUGGAUCCAUCACGAGGAGAUGGAGAUGAAGAACAUGGAGAAAGCGCCCAGCGUCGCCCCGUCCGCACGCGAUUCGCCCACCCAGUCCUGCCAGGACCUCCCCCAGGUCGCACACAGCCAAUCGGAGAGCCAGAUGGGCAGCAAGAGCAGCAAGAGCAGCCACUCAGGGGCGGACGGUGACGAGGCGUCCAGCUGUAUCUCCACUCUGGAGCGCUCCCUGGCUGCCAGGAGGGGGACACGGGGAAAAAUGAUGAUUCCUAUGGACUCACAGCCAAGCAACACACCGGUGGUCAGUGCCAUCCCGGUGCCAGCUCUGGACUCCUCCCAGUAUCCAGGGAUUCUGCCUUCCCCUUCCUGCGGCUUCACUCACAACAAGUUCAGCCUGAGACCGAUGCCUUUCCCAAGUCUGACCGUGGACAGAGGAUACACUCCAGUGAUGCCUUCAGACACCUCCACCAAUCCUCUCCUCCAGCAGCAGCCUCUGCCCCAGCCGGCUCCUCCGCUGCUCCCCGGCUCCUCCGCACCGCCGGGGGAACAUGUUCUGGGUGUCGGCCCAAUCCCAGGAGUCCCCGCUGCUGCCGCUGCAGAGGAGUCCCAGGCCGGAAGCGCUCGGACCAUCCCGACGGCCUGCGUGCGGCCCACGCACCCGCUACGGAGCUUCACCAACCCACUGCUGCCUCCGCCCAUGAGCACCAUCGACCCCAAGGUGUACACCUCCAUGCUGCCGCAGUCCAGUGCGAGCCUUCCGAAGCCCCAAGUGAAGACGGCCUCUCUGGGUCAGGCCGGUAAGGCUCGCUCCCCUCUGCUGCCCGUCUCAGUCCCUACAGCGCCGGACCUACUGGAGGAGGGGGGAACAAAACCUGCAGAGGAUUCAGCUGCCAACGUUUAUGAGCAGGACGACCUUUCAGAGCAGAUGGCCAGUCUAGAAGGCCUGAUGAAGCAGCUCAACGCCAUUACCGGCUCCGCCUUCUAACCCCUGACACCGGCCAAGCCCAGCCCUCAGCCUUGGUCCAGUCUGGAAACCUUCUUCAAGCCUUGAUGUCACCUGCUGUCCAUAUGCAACAGGUCAAUCUGAGUUUGAAGACGCCUCUUUGGAAUCAGACCUACAUUUGUGCUGGGUUGAGUUUGUUUGGUUUCUACUGGUCUCAGGUAGUGUCUACUAUUUGGGACCGGGAUAGCAUAGAAGGGAAUUAAACUCUAAGAACAGGACAAGGGUGGAGGGGCUUCUUUAGGAGUUCAAACUGAAACCCCUCUAGACUCUUCAACCUCAAACACAAAACUAGAAAAACCCAAUGCCUAGCGCCUCAGCUUAAUGACACAAGAUGAUGGGAUAAUCACAAAAAAAGAAGACAAAGUUAUAAGAUCCCUCCUGUUUCUCUUCUUUGUGGUAUUUAUUAGCGUCCUCGCUGAGUUAUCCACAACUCAGUAACUGUGACUGUAGCUCAUUUAUUUUUCAUGAUCGCUGUUGGAAGUAUUCCUUUUGUCUUUUGGUUUUUGUUUGGGUAUUCCAGCUUUGUGCAGUUAUAAGGAUGUGUAUAUGGUUUGAAGUGCCAACAGAACCUACAGUAAGAAAUAGAAAACACAUCCUCAACCACCAAAGUUUCAUCAAAACAUUCUUUUUCUUACCUGGAUCGGAGGUCGCCUGUUGUGGUGACGCAAGGUGAUCCUCUCUGGCAUUUCAUGCCUACUUUUCCGAACAAAACAGCUUUCAACUUUCACUCAGAACCCAUGCAACACUUUCACCUCUGGAUUCUGAGGUUUCAAAAAACAAAAGGGAUUAAGACUGAUUUUGGCCGGUUCGAAACAAGUGUGAGAACCUACUAGACCGAUCUGAAUCGCCUGGAUCGGAUCCAGCUGACUACUCUUACAGGACUGUAUAGACUCCCACAGUCUGUUGCUGCUCUUGAUCAAGCCUUUACUCUCCCUAACCCAGACAUACUCCAAUCUUUACCUACAAGGACUUGUGUCGUUGCCAAAUUCUCAUCUUGAAAAACUUAUUGUAGCCUUCUUUGUUUUUGCUCCUUGUUCAAGUCUGCCUCAGUCUCAACCAUGGCCUGGAAGUCAAUGAAAAGCAGUAAAAUAAUCCAUGUGGAACACAUGUUAUAAGAAAUCUGGAUUUGGAUCGGUAGGACCCAUCCCAUCCUGGA